Molecule: messenger RNA, 1254 nt
Organism: Phragmites australis (common reed)
Lineage: Eukaryota; Viridiplantae; Streptophyta; Magnoliopsida; Poales; Poaceae
Exons: 7
Coding region: 140-1126 (328 amino acids)
Source: RefSeq, a predicted model, not a curated record
UUCUCCCUCCUCUCCUCUCCUCUCCAGCGCCUCCCUCCCCUACUGUUCCUCCUCUUAUCGCUUCCGCGCUCGAAUGGCUUCACACCACUCUACGCAUUAAAGAAGAACCCGCCCGGUCCACCCUCUGACACCCCCUUCAAUGAGGCAGCCGCACCUCCUCUCGCCGCAGCUCUCCCCCUCCCCCGUCCUCUCCUCCCACUUCUCGCCGCCAGGGGCCUCGCCAUGGCGGCGGCGGCGGCGGCGGGCGUUCCACCCGCCGCUCUCCUCGCUGCGGGAGCCCAACAAGACCACGCUCCGCAAGGCCUCGCCCAACGUCCCCUUCCGCCUCGGCGGAGGCGGGAGCGGCAGCCCUAAGGACCGCCGCCCGGCCGCCGACGACGAGGAGGAGGCGGAGGAGGAGGAGGAGGAGGGCGGCGGUGGCGCGGGGGCAGUCACCGGGACGCUGCUCGCCGGGGCGCUGCUGGUUGGGGUCGUAGGGGGGUUUGGGGCGGCCGGGUACGUGUACAAGGACCAGAUCAACUCCUUCCUCACGCAGUUCUCAGGGUUCAUUGAUGGCUAUGGCCCUGCUGGAUAUGCUCUGUUCAUACUUGUAUAUGCAGGAUUAGAGGUUCUCGCGAUUCCAGCAAUACCUUUAACCAUGUCAGCUGGUCUAUUAUUUGGUAGUGUCACUGGUACAAUUGUUGUUUCAAUUGGUGGAACACUAGCUGCAGCGGUGGCCUUUCUUAUUGCUAGAUACUUCGCCAGAGAGCGAAUUCUUAAAUUGGUUGAAGGAAAUAAGAAGUUUCUAGCAAUUGAUAAAGCAAUAGGUGAAAAUGGAUUUAAGGUUGUUACUCUGCUUCGUUUGAGUCCCCUGUUACCGUUCUCCCUUGGAAACUACCUAUAUGGUUUGACUUCAGUGAAUUUCUUGCCUUAUGUCUUGGGCAGUUGGUUGGGAAUGCUUCCAGGAUCAUGGGCAUAUGUAAGUGCUGGUGCAUUUGGGCGAGCUAUAAUUCAAGACGACUCGGAAAUUGGUUUGGGAGGAAAUGGCCAGCUAUGGACACUGGUGUUAGGGUUAUUAUUGACAGCCAUUGCUGCUGCUUAUGUAACAAGGCUUGCGAAGGAUGCUGUAAAGGAUAUCGACGAAUAGAAUGGUAGGAUUCUCUAGUAGAAAGUGCCAUCCGGAUAGUAUACUAGCACAUUGUACAUCACUGGCACCUUUGGUGCAAUUUAAUCUAACAGAAAUUCAGAGCAAAUUUCUGAGGGAAUUUGAUCUCU